GGUAGUGUCUUCACUAUAGGUAGAUAGGUACACCAUUUAAACAAGACAAAUGUAUCAACUGCAAUAGUUUAGAACAUUUUUCACUAAUAUUAUUAUUCCAUCAUUGUAACACAUGCAACUACUGGUCUAGUAUCCGCCGCAGUGUUAACCUAGAGAGAUAUUCCAAGAGUCUACAGUUAUUAUCAUACGCCAUAGGAUUUAUCAAUAUGAAGCUCGUUUUAUACCUAUGUUUAAUUUCCGUCUUAAAAACAAUAUCAGUAUGUGGCGAUGACGAAGAUCCUACGUUAGCAUUGAUGAUGAAGAACUUUAAGGGCAUGGGAAAAGUUGAUUUGUAUUGUUGUAUAUCCAACUUUGGCUUGAUAAAGCCAGUUGACGCCAAAUUGGGAUUUAGGUCAUUUUCAAAGUCAUUUCGUGAUAGAUUGAUUAACUACAUUGGUGACCUUAAUAAAAAAGAGAAAACUCCGGAAGAAUUAGAUAACGAUAUAAUAGUCCCAAUCUGUGAAAAAUAUGGACGUUGGAAAGACAGAUGUUUAGAGACGCUACAAUUGUGUUUUACACAAUUUCGGAAGCAUCUGGUCAGAGAACGAAAAGUUACAGCGCCUAAUACGGCUUAUCAACACCUUGUAAAAUUUUAUAAUACUGUAACUAAGAAAAAUAAAAAGCUAAAGCUGAAAUCGGAUAAAUCUGUGGUAGAAAAUGUAGUUGUAGAACCUGCAGCUGUAGUACCUAAAGCUGAAGAACCUGCAGUUGUAGUACCUAAAGCUGAAGAACCUGCAGCUGAAUGUUCUGCAGGAGAAAUUGAAGAAGAUUGAACCAUUUUAUUUCUAUUUAAAUAUUUAUUUUCAAAUACAUGUUUAAAAAAAAACUGUUCUUUUAUCAUUAGUCAUUAAAAUA
Messenger RNA from Adelges cooleyi (spruce gall adelgid), 894 nucleotides. RefSeq lists its product as uncharacterized. Bases 207 to 812 code for a protein of 201 amino acids. The record is from RefSeq and is a predicted model, not a curated record. The transcript is spliced from 5 exons. Lineage: Eukaryota; Metazoa; Arthropoda; Insecta; Hemiptera; Adelgidae.